Molecule: messenger RNA, 339 nt
Organism: Asterias rubens (European starfish)
Lineage: Eukaryota; Metazoa; Echinodermata; Asteroidea; Forcipulatida; Asteriidae
Exons: 3
Coding region: 25-339 (104 amino acids)
Source: RefSeq, a predicted model, not a curated record
UACCAAGACGUUGUAGUUUAUGAUAUGUCCAAACAGUCAAAUCUUGAGGAAUUCGCCAAAACAAAGUCACCCGUAAAACUAAAGAAUGUAGCAGUUGAAGAUCAAACGUUAAUUGUCAAAAGACAAACACAAAUCGUAAAACUGCCAGUCUUGAACUUCCAUUACGAUGCAAAAACUACAAAAACAUACACUAUUGCUGAUUUACUGAAGGAUUCUCCUCUGGACAAAACACUGGUAGACAUCAAACUGGCCAAAGUUCUACACAUCCAUCCAGCCGUUUUGAAGACUAUCCCAUACACCAAUAGAGAAAAAGAAAGUAACACCAGUGAUAAUUGGUGA